Ophidiomyces ophidiicola is the source of this 1026-nucleotide messenger RNA. RefSeq lists its product as uncharacterized. The transcript is spliced from 3 exons. The coding region runs from base 1 to 1026 and encodes 341 amino acids. Gene Ontology annotation, molecular function: arylformamidase activity. The record is from RefSeq and is a predicted model, not a curated record. NCBI's taxonomy places the organism in Eukaryota, Fungi, Ascomycota, Eurotiomycetes, Onygenales, Onygenaceae.
AUGACCUCACCCCAAUCUCCUUUUGAUGUUCCUUUUGACAAGCUCCCAAAUCCAAAGCAGGUCUGGGUCGGAACUCCGGGGAGUAGCGAGGAAGGUCUGGGAAAACUCGCUCUGCUUACACCGGAGGUAGUGAUAAAUGCAGCAAAGGAGAUAAAGACUGGUCGUCGUGUUACACUAGGAUGGGAAAUGACAAAGCUGGAGCUAGCCAACCUCAACCGACACCCAUGUCAACACCACAUUAUCUCUCUGCUCAACGGCCUCGCAUUCGACGAUGUAUAUGUGUUCAAUCCUCGUAGUCUGUCGCUGACCAAUUCAACCCAAGAGCAAAGCAGUCAAUGGGACGGCCUUCGACACUUUUCACAACAGGUACCAGCGACGGAAGAUAAACCGUCACACAGAGUCUUCUAUGGAGGGACCACUCCAGCUGAGGUAUUAGAUCGAUCCACAGAUCGCAUCGGUAUGCAACACUGGGCGCGUGCAGGUAUCACCGGUCGCGGGGUGCUGAUUGACUAUGCCUCCUGGGCGCAGGAGCGCGGCAUCACAUACACAACGUUCUCCACGCACCAAAUCCGCCUCCGCGACAUUCUCGAGAUCGCGAAAGAGUGCAACAUUACCUUUCAAAAAGGCGAUAUAUUAUUCAUCCGCAUCGGCGUCACCCACGAAUGGGACUGUGUUAUGUCAGACCAACAAAAGCGAGAAUAUUCGCUAAAUCCCAAUCCAGAACACGCAGGCGUUGAAGCCACAACAUCUAUGCUCCGUUGGCUCUGGGACUGCGGCUUUUGCGCAGUAGCGGGCGAUGCAAUCAGCUGGGAGGUAUAUCCUCCUGAAUGUCCUGACUUGUUCCUGCACGAGUAUUUGCUUGCUGGCUGGGGGAUGCCAAUUGGUGAGUUCGCUGCCAAGGAGAACAUCGUGAUGAUGCGAAGCCCUAUCAAUCUAGCCCUAGCAGCGUCCAGAUUCGGAUGUGAGCUAACGUGGAUUGCGCCCAGGAGAGCUUUUCGACCUCGAAGAACUCGCGCGGACCUGUAA